Rotaria sp. Silwood1 is the source of this 840-nucleotide messenger RNA. NCBI's taxonomy places the organism in Eukaryota, Metazoa, Rotifera, Eurotatoria, Philodinida, Philodinidae. The record is from the annotation of a GenBank genome assembly.
AUGUCUACAUCUCGUAAUACUCAACGCAACAACAACAACAAUGGGUUUUAUAACAACGACGUUGAUUAUGCUGAUGUGACAUUUUCAACUAAUCAUGUAGCUUUUGGUUUAAUAUUAUUACUAAUCUGUUUAUCUAUUGGUAUUCCUCUCGAGUUUCAUCGUUUAUCAUCAUCUGUUCUUCAAAAAUCAUUUGAUUCAUCUUGUUUUGAAUGGAUUUCUGACAAUCAACGAUUAUCUACAACAUAUCAUUGUUCAAAUUCUACACAGAUAAGUAGUUUCGUAUGGACUUAUGAUGGUACUGGCAUAAUGAAAUAUAUUCAAUGGAUAAUAAUACGAAAAUUAGCAAAUAUUAAAAUUACUCGAUUAAAUCAAGAUUGUUAUAUUAUUCAAGAAAAUUAUUUUUCUAUGAAUUUAACAAACGAUAUGUUUAUUCAAAUUUAUAUUAUGUCUCUAUCAGCUAAUUUAGCUGUUAAAUCACAAUCUAAUUAUAAUAUAAAAUAUUUUUUAAAUUAUUUCAUAUCUAUUAAUUUAACAAUUGUUAAUUCUGAAGAUUUAAUUAAAACAAAUUUAAUUGAUUGUGAAAAAAUUUUAAUAAAUUUUAUUUCAUUAUUAGAAAUAAAAAAUAUAAUUCAAUAUGAUUCUUAUCAAUUUAUUGAAGAUUCAACUUGGUGGGAUCAAUCAAAUGUAGCUGAAAUUAUUCUAAAUAUGUCAAUACCAUUUCGUUCAGAAAAUUUUACAUAUUCUAAUGAUUUUUAUUAUUUACAUGGUGAUCGUUCAUUUAUACAAUAUUUAUAUGAUAAUCGUCAAUGUUAUAGUGAAGGUAUAUUUGCUUCAUUCUGA